AUGAGUUGGAGAAUUCGAAUGAAUGUUGUAUCAUCGACUCGUCACUUGAAUCAUUCGUGGAAUAAGCCGGGAAUUCAAUUCAAUCUGAUUGAUUCUAUAUCACAACAAAGAAAAAUGACUUAUCAGUGUGUAAAUAUGAAACGAUCUCUACCAAAGGAGAUUACAUCAAGCAUUACAGCGGAAAAAAAGAAACAUAAAAGUUCAACAGAAUCUCCUAGUUUUGUUCUUGUUUGUGGUCAAAAUAUUUGCGGUCAACUUGGCCUAUCGACAAAUAUUAUCGAACGACGUAAACCACAAUAUUUAAAAAUUGUGAAUAAUUUCAAUAUAGAUGAAAAUAUUCAAUCGAUCUAUGCAGGUGGUAUGCAUUCAUGUGCACUUACGAUAACUGGACAUGUCUAUACAUGGGGUUGUAACGACGACGGAGCCUUAGGUCGAAUAACAGACGAUAUCGAUGACGAAUAUAUGCCUGGAUUAUUUGUAUUACCUGAAGAAAUUAAAAGUAUUUGUGCAGGCGAUACAUUCACUGUUGCUUUAGCGAAAUCUGGCCGAGCUUAUAUUAGUGGUUGCUUUCGAAGUAGUGAGGGUAUACUUGGCUUAUUUGAAUAUAAACAAAUAGUGCAAAAGCCUAUUAUGAUUCCACUUAAUCAAACAAUCAAACAGAUUGCGUGUGGUGCUGAUUUUUGUCUUUUACUAACAGAAAAUGGUAGUGACCUGUAUUCAUUUGGAAAUAAUGAAAUAGGCCAAUUAGGCCGUGACGCUCAUUUAGAAAUUCAAGAUAAUUUUUCUAUUUGGCUUCGGCCUUCUCAAAUUCCUUCAUUUCAAGAACAAAAUAUAUUAAAUAUUUGGGCUGGUGGUCAUGGCUUUUUUGCUCUCACUCAAAAUUCAACUAUUCAUCUCUAUGCAUGCGGUGCUAAUAGUUUUGGUCAACUAGGACAUCCGUCAAAACAACCCAUUUAUUCACCAGUUGAAAUUCAAAGAUUUCCGUGUCUAGAUAAAAUAAUAAAAAUAUCUUGUGGCCUUCAACAUACGCUUAUACUUGAUUCAAUGGGAUAUGUUCAUGGAUUAGGUAGGAGUGAUGAUGGCCGUUUAGGUAAUGAUCUUGCCAAUGAUAUCAUAAUACCAAAGCAAAUCAAUAAUCUAACAAAUAUCUUUGAUAUUGCUGCUGGCGGUAGUGUUUCAUUUGUUAUCAAUCAAAAUGCACAAAUCUAUUCGUUUGGUAUGGGUGAUACGUGUCAAAUAGGUCAUAGCAACGAAGAUAUUUUUAUUCCAACUUUAGUCAAAAGCAAACAAUUAGAACAACGAAACAUACAACACAUAUCUGUUGGUGCUCAACAUACACUUUUUCUAGUUAAAGAAGAACGAUGA
Molecule: messenger RNA, 1365 nt
Organism: Rotaria socialis
Lineage: Eukaryota; Metazoa; Rotifera; Eurotatoria; Philodinida; Philodinidae
Source: the annotation of a GenBank genome assembly